Molecule: messenger RNA, 1407 nt
Organism: Aspergillus terreus NIH2624
Lineage: Eukaryota; Fungi; Ascomycota; Eurotiomycetes; Eurotiales; Aspergillaceae
Exons: 4
Coding region: 1-1407 (468 amino acids)
Biological process (GO): GPI anchor biosynthetic process; protein processing
Cellular component (GO): endoplasmic reticulum membrane; glycosylphosphatidylinositol-mannosyltransferase I complex
Molecular function (GO): mannosyltransferase activity
Source: RefSeq, a predicted model, not a curated record
AUGCGCCGCAGAAUCACCUUCAUCCAACGCCCCGACGCAGACUUCUCCCUCGACCAAAUCUCCCUCUCCCGCUCCUCGCUCUCCGUCCACGGCCUCGACGCCGCCCGCGAAGACCGCGUCACAUUCAGCUUCGACGAGCUUCCACCGGAGGUGCAGGUUCAGGGUCGGGGUAUGUACUCAGGAGUUUUGGAUCUCCCCGGGGGGUUGACGUCGUUUAUUACGCCGCCCCUUCUCUCGACGAGAUUCGCUUCUACCGCUGCCCUCCAGUUUCACAGUAUUCUUCCCUCGCUACAGAAUCUGGUGACGUACCUCCAGCACAAGGCGUGUGCGUCUGCGGACGAGGAUUGUCUGCGCCGUGUGGCGGGGCUGCUUGUCGCUGACUCGGUCGAUGUCAACUACGAUAGUAUAUCGCAUGCGCUGACGAUAUCGGGGUACUGGUCGCGGACGCCGCCGAAGGGAUGGACGGAGGAGGUCCGCGCCCGCGAGGCGGGAAAGGGUCAGAUCGAGGUGGGACUUCUUGGGACUGAGAAGGCGAUCGAGCCUGAGGAGAUCCAGAUGGGCGGCGUGUUAGCUGUGGUCGGGAAGGAGGAUGAACUGAAACCCACGUUGUUUUCCUUCCCAUCUCGACAUCACCACCUUCCGGAUGAUGCGAUGUAUUCGAUCUCGUUUCCUGAGCCGACGGGCCUGCAUCCUACGAUGACUAUCGCCUUGUCGCGCGCGUCGCUAAACGCCCCGCCAGCGCCACCAGACGCGACCUGUGCACUGCACGCGUAUCUGACUCUCCCGUCGACCGUCUUCGGCGAUAAGUAUCAACUGUCUACAACGGAUUCCUUGUUCCUCGACUCCCACCACUUGACUGCGUUGCGGGCCGUCGCGGGCGAAACUGACCUGGAAGCUCCUGACUGGGUGGUGCCCCGGUGGGGAUCAAAUUGGCUACUGGAGCUGGCUACGCCCCAGGAGCCGGGGCUGGAGACGGAAGACUGGAACGUCACCAUUCCGUUGCACUUGCGCUACCUGAAGCCGUCCGAGUCAGGUUACCGGACUGCAUCGAUUCCAUGGCCCGUCGUCUUCUGGGCCUGUAGUGCAGAGGAUGGUACCAAAAUGGGCGUCAAUCCGUUUGACCGGGUCAACCUGGGCUGGGAGGGGCUGUUUGGUGUUCGCACCAUGUUCUACCAGCUGCAUCCCUCGACCGGACGCAGAGAUGCCCGAUUGGUCGAGGAAAUCGAAGUACCUGUGCUUCGGCUGACGCGAGAGGGGCUCUUCCAGACCAAGAACAUUGAACUGGGUACGGUAGCCGUCAUAGGUCUGGGGCUAUUGUGGGUGCUGUGGAAGCUGAGUUUGGCAGCACGAUCUUCUGAACCCAAUACUCGGAAACAGAAGAACCAGAAGCGGAGCAAAGCCGAAUAA